Molecule: messenger RNA, 1941 nt
Organism: Oncorhynchus gorbuscha (pink salmon)
Lineage: Eukaryota; Metazoa; Chordata; Actinopteri; Salmoniformes; Salmonidae
Gene: dync1li1
Product: dynein, cytoplasmic 1, light intermediate chain 1
Exons: 13
Coding region: 25-1482 (485 amino acids)
Biological process (GO): microtubule cytoskeleton organization; microtubule-based movement
Cellular component (GO): cytoplasmic dynein complex; centrosome
Molecular function (GO): dynein heavy chain binding
Source: RefSeq, a predicted model, not a curated record
CUUUGUUGGUUGGCUGCAGUGAAGAUGGCGGCGUCAGGGAGGAGUACAUUAUUAUCCUCCAACAACAGUGGACUAAACAGCACAGCCGAACAACCAAACACUGAAGACGAAGAUGGACAGGAUUUAUGGUCUGCUAUUCUGAGCGAAGUAUCGACUCACUCCAGAUCUAAACUACCGUCCGGGAAAAAUGUGCUGGUCAUGGGGGAGGUGGGUUCGGGGAAGACCACCCUGGUUGCUAAACUACAGGGUGUGGAGGACUUCCUGAAGGGGCGUGGCCUGGAAUACCUCUACUUUAGUGUCCAUGACGACGACAUUGACGACCAAACCAGGUGUAAUGCCUGGGUGUUAGAUGGGGAUCUGUACCAUAAAGGUCUGCAGUCUGUUGCUGUGCAACGAGAGGCGCUUGGUGACUCGUUGCUAUUGAUUACUGUGGACCUGUCGCGGCCGUGGGUCGCCAUGGAAUCGCUUCAGAAGUGGGCGGCUGUCGCUAGGGAACAUAUCGACAAGCUCCGGGUCCCCCCGGAAACACUGAGGGAGCUGGAGAACAGAAUGGCAAGACAGUUCCAGGAGUAUGUGGAUCCUGGCUGGGAGGAGAGCGCCCCCCAGAGGAGGAGUGAAGAGGAGGAGAACGUUCUGCUGCCGCUCGGCGAAAACACUCUCACACACAACCUGGGACUACCCAUGGUGGUGGUCUGCACUAAGUGCGAUGCCAUCAGUACGUUGGAGAAGGAGUAUGACUACAAAGACGAACACCUGGACUUCAUCCAGUCAUACAUCAGACGCUUCUGUCUACAGUACGGGGCAUCUCUGCUGUAUACGUCGGUUAAGGAAAUGAAGAAUGUGGAUCUUCUCUAUAAAUACCUGGUUCACAGACUUUACGGUUUCCCCUUCCACUACCCUGCUCAACUGGUGGAGAAAGACACAGUCUUCAUUCCGUCAGGGUGGGAUAAUGAAAAUAAGAUAUCUAUCCUCCAUGAGAACUUCCAAACGCUGAAACUAGACGACAUCUUUGAGGAGGUCAUCGUCAAACCGCCUGUCAGAAAGUUUGUUCAUGAGAAGGAGAUUCAGGCUGAAGAUGACCAGGUGUUUCUCCUCAAACUGCAGUCGCUGCUCUCCAAACAACCUCCUGCAUCUGCCGGACGACCAGGGGAGUCCAGCAGUAGUAGAGGUCCCAGUGGUUCUCCCAGGACCAGUAAUCGUUCAGCUGCAGCCAACGUAGCUAACACCAUGCCCCAAUCAGCAGGUCAGACCAGUGAGGGGGUGCUGGCUAACUUCUUCAACAGUCUUCUGACCAAGAAGGCCGGAGCAUCGCCGCCGGGCAACAGCACACCAGGGACUGUUCGCAAGUCAGGUUCUAAGCUGGGUCUGAGUGAUGUCCAGGCAGAGUUGGACAGGAUCAGCUGCAGAGAGAAUGAUGAGACCAACAACAGCAACACUAACAACCCUAACCCCAGUACUGAGACCAACGAAGAACAGACAUGAACAGACCACCUCCGUCCCCCCCCCCCCCCCCCCCCCCCCCCCCCCCCCAGACCAUACGUGAAGAGAACAAACCUCACCCUCCAACCCCCAGACAUACCCCAGACCACAUGAAAAAUCCACCUCCCCUACCUUACCCCCUCCUCACACCCUCAGGCCAUACAUGAAGAGACCAGACCUCAUCCUCCUCCCAUUCUCACCUCUCCUGACCUCACCCCCCAGUGAGACCACCACAUACCAGACAUGAAGACACGUCAGCCCUACCUCAUUCCCCGGACCAUACAUGGAGACCAGACCUCACCCCAACAGGCCAGAACAGAUUAGAUAUGAAGACCUUCUUCAGGACGGAGAGGUAUGGGGAUGGAGAGGGAGGGAGGAGGAAGAAGAGAGGGAGAGUGGGAGCAGGAGAGAGAUGGACAGGUAUGGGGAGAGAGGGAGCAGGAGGCAGUGAGUAUGGGAAUG